CUGUGUAACCCCUGAUUGGCUGAGGGGAUUGCGGGUCCUGAGACUGAGCGAUCGGCUCGGAGCUGCGCGUCUGCCAGUGUGCACCAGUGGAGCGAGAGGAGCGCAUGUUGGAGUCAACUAGACAGCAACUGGCAACGACUGGGAUUUUUCCCCCACCUCCUCUCCCUUCUGUCUCAGCCAGGCUGGAUAUAGGCUACUGUGUGCUUCAGUUUGCUGCAGCUCAGUGUGAGAUGAACAUACAGUAAGGCUCUGGCAUCAUUUCAUCCCAAUGGCUUCGGAUUUCUCUCUGUGUUACAUGGACUACUAACUGGGAUAUGUUAAGCCGUUCCAAGUGAGCUACGAGGGAAUUAAUUAGURAGUGAAAGCUUGAAGACUUGCGGAGGGGACCAGAGACUUUAAAUCUGCUGGAAACAGAAAGGUAAUCGGGACAUAAGUGAUGUGAUAAGACGCGCAACUGCGCCCCAUCUUUUACGCAAAGAGGACUCAGGCUGUUGAUUUUUUUUAAAUUUAUUUUUGUCUGCAGUUCUUUUUUCUUCUUUCUUCAUUAGCUUUUCAAACCCCCCCAUCUGUCGACUGAAGAUGAAAUUUAAUCAGCGCUUGAAAUAAACAAGCUAUUUUAUCCAAAAGGCGACUUAAAUAUUGAUUAUCACCAGGGCGGUGAAAUCCCCAGACUUUCGAGCUUCAUCACUUCAUCUGCACGGAAGAUACAGAUUUUUGUGGACUUGCUCACAGGAAUUCACAUUCUGAGUCUAUGCAGUUCCUUUUUCCCCCCUCCCUCAUUUCCUCUGACUUGGAAAUGGACUCUCCAUCAUGCGUGAGACCAGUUUGCUGCUUGUUAAGAGCCGCACGGAUUUAAACGGCUAAACCACAACUGUGAGGAGAUUCAGCAUGUUUUCACAAACCUGUCGUCCUCAGUGUUUCUCCCGCCGCAGCAGCCCGGAGGAUGUSCUCUGCCUGAGAAGAGUGAAAUAAGCUGGGGCACUUGUUAGAAUAUUAGAUCUCAGAUCAUGAUUUAAUCUGAAAAAAAAAAAACUGUCACCAGCUCAAAUACUUUUUAAUAGACAUUUUUAAUGCGAUGAUUCGUUUGCAUAUUUUCCCCCGUUAUUUUUGACGUGCGUAUUUUGGUCGUAAUUAUCCAGAUUUUUCUUUUUUUUUUAUUGUUAUUUAUAGGCACAGAAAAACUCAACAGGUACCAGACAAACCAAGGAGAUGGAAUUAAUACAAUUAACUGCUGUUUUCUUUUUAUUCUGGGUCGGGACUGAGGCUGUUAUCAACCUGAAAUAUGGAAUAAACGAGGAGAUGAAGCCCGGUUCGGUGAUUGGGAACGUGACAAAGGACGCGCUCAAGCAAGGAUUUCAAAUUGCACCGUCGCCCCCUUAUUUAAGGGUUAUUUCCAAUUCAGAGCCAAGAUGGGUGGAACUCAGCCCGGCUGGAAUCCUUACGACCCAAAUGAAAAUAGAUCGGGAUGUGGUGUGCCGACAAACCCCAAAGUGCAUUAUUUCCCUCGAAGUGAUGUCAAACUCCAUGGAGAUCUGCGUCAUUAAAGUUGAGAUCGAGGAUUUGAACGACAACGCGCCCAGGUUUCCAACGAGCCACAUUGACUUAGAGAUUUCAGAAAAUGCUUCCCCUGGUACCAGGUUUCCCCUAGAGGGGGCAAGCGAUCCGGACUCGGGGAUUUUUGGAGUGCAGUCUUAUUCCAUCACCCCAAACGAGCUGUUCGGACUAGAAAUAAAAACCAGAGGAGAUGGGUCUAAAAUUGCUGAGCUUGUUGUGCAAAAAUCCUUAGACAGAGAGACCCAGUCUCAUUACACAUAUGAAAUCAGUGCAGAGGAUGGAGGAGACCCUCCUAAGAUAGGUGCGGUCCAGUUAAACAUUAAAGUCAUUGAUUCUAAUGACAACAACCCUGUGUUUGAUGAACCGGUGUACACCGUUAAUGUCAUGGAGAAUUCCCCCAUCAAUACAUUAGUCAUUGACCUGAAUGCGACGGAUCCUGAUGAGGGGACUAAUGGAGAGAUUGUGUACUCCUUCAACAGUUACGUCACUGAGAAAACCAGGGAGGCUUUCAAAAUUGACCCCAGAACGGGCAUCAUCACAGUCAAUGGGAUUUUGGAUUAUGAGGCCACGCAAAUUUAUGAGAUUGAUGUACAGGCCAAAGAUUUAGGUCCCAACUCCAUCCCAGCUCACUGCAAAGUGACAGUGAACGUGAUGGACACAAACGACAACCCACCUGUGAUCAGUUUGCUCUCACUGAACACAGAAAUGGUGGAAGUGAGUGAGAACGCGCAGCGUGGGUACGUCAUUGCGCUGGUGAGGGUGUCUGAUAAGGACUCUGGGGCAAACGGCAAAGUGCAGUGCAGGCUGCAGGGCAACGUUCCGUUUAGACUGCAAGAGUACGAGAGCUUCUCCACCAUACUCGUCGACGGCAGGCUGGACAGAGAGCAGAAGGACACAUACAACCUGACCAUCCAGGCUGAGGACAGCGGCAGCCCCCCAUUACGUGCCACAAAAUCUCUUGUUGUCAAAGUCACAGAUGAAAACGACAACCCGCCCCACUUUGUGAAAGCACACUACCAGGAGAUGGUGAUGGAAAACAACCUCCCUGGUUCAUGUCUGCUGGCAGUUUCAGCAGAGGACCCAGAUCUGGGCAUGAAUGGUACAGUUUCAUACUCCAUAGUCCCUGGUGAGAUUAAACACAUGGAUGUAAACACGUAUGUCAGCAUAAACCCAUCAGGGCGCAUUUACUCCAUGAGAUCAUUUGAUCACGAAUACACAAGGACUUUUGAUUUUAAAGUUUUAGCAAGAGACAAUGGCAACCCUUCCCUGUCCAGUAACGCCACUGUGCGCAUCGUGGUGCUGGAUGUGAACGACAACACACCUGUCAUGACAAACCCCCCACUGGUUAACGGGACAGCGGAGGUCUCCAUUCCAAGAAACGCAGGAGUGGGUUACAUGGUGACCCAGGUAAAGGCUGAUGAUUACGAUGAGGGCGAGAAUGGGCGGCUGACCUACACCAUCUCGGAGGGGGACAGGGCUUUCUUUGAAAUAGACCAGGUGAACGGAGAGGUGCGCUCCACCCGGAUGUUUGGGGAAAACGCCAAAUCCACGUACGAGAUCACCGUGGUGGCGCGGGACCACGGCAAGCCCUCCCUCUCCGCCUCGGCCUACAUCGUGGUGUACCUCUCGCCGGACCUGAAYGCGCAGGAGACCAUUGGACCUGUCAACCUGUCUCUCAUCUUCAUCAUCGCCCUGGGCUCCAUCGCAGCGAUCCUCUUCAUCACCAUGAUUUUUGUGGCGGUCAAGUGCAAGAGGGACAACAAGGAGAUCCGGACAUAUAACUGCAGUUUCUUCUACUUGCGCAGGGUGGCAGAGUACUCAUACGGCAACCAGAAGAAGUCCAGCAAGAAGAAGAAACUAAGCAAGAACGACAUCCGCCUGGUGCCGCGAGACGUAGAGGAGACGGACAAGAUGAAUGUGGUGAGUUGCUCAUCUCUCACCUCCUCGCUCAACUACUUCGACUACCACCAGCAGAGCCUGCCGCUGGGCUGCAGGCGCUCCGAGAGCACCUUCCUCAACGUGGAGAACCAGAACUCACGCAAUGCCGCUCCCAACCACGGCUAUCAGCACCCAUUCACAGGGCAGGGUCACCAGCAGCCAGACCUCAUCAUCAACGGCAUGCCACUGCCAGAGACGGAGAAUUAUUCCAUUGAUUCCAGUUAUGUGAACAGCAGAGCCCACCUCAUUAAAAGGCCCCCAUGUAGCACAUCAACAUUCAAAGACCUGGAGGGCAACAGUCUGAAGGACAGUGGCCACGAGGAGAGCGACCAGACCGACAGCGAACACGACGUCCAGAGAGGACACUAUGUUGACACGGCUGUCAAUGACAUGCUGAACAUGACUGUCCCCCCUAAUGUUUGCCAGCUGCCAGACCAAGAUCCAAGUGAGGGCUUUCACUGCCAGGAUGAGUGUCGCAUCCUCGGUCACUCUGAUCGCUGUUGGAUGCCUCGCGUUCCCGUCCCAGCCCGCGCCAAGUCCCCGGAACAUGGCCGUAACGUCAUUGCUUUGUCUAUUGAGGCCACCACAGUGGACGUGCCACACUACGAGGAUGGCACAAUCAAGAGAACUUUUGCCACCUUUGGCAAGGAUGGUUCGGAGGAUGUUGAGCGGGGMGAGAUAAAGGGAAAGCGGACUCAGGAGUCUCAGGUGUGCAGCCCAAAGGCCAAUGGCGGGGCCAUUCGUGAAGCUGGUAAUGGGCGCGAGGCUGCCAGCCCCAUUACCUCUCCUGUGCACCUGAAGAGUCCUGUAUCCAAGCCCUCGUCUGCCUACAACACACUGAAAUGCCGCGACGCAGAGCGAAUCGCCAACCACAGCCUGCUCCGGCAACCUGAGGGGAAGGACAGUGAGCCGGCAGUCAGGGAGAUCAACACGCUCCUCCAAGAUGGCGGAGACAAGGAAUCGCCCAGCAGCAAGCGCCUGAAGGACAUUGUGCUUUAGCAAGCCUCUCGAUAACACGCACUCGAUGACAUGCAUACACACAUACAGUGCAAACCCACAUAUAAAUAUUUAYCCCGCAAUAGCUGUGUGCACACAGUCAAGCUGUGGAUGGGCAGAGACACACCCAUUUGCAGUAUACAAAAUUUGCGAGCCAGCUUGGGCUGAUGAUAAUGAACUGUAGUAUGCUGCAGCUUGUUGUGUGCUCGAGCCCAGGUAGUGGAUGUGGCUUUGUUGUAGUCGCAGUACUUUCCCCUUGUUUGCUUUUGUUCUGUUUYCUUUCAGUCUGCAAUGAGUGAACAGGCAGGUUACUGUUGACUACGUGGACACGGCCAGUGGAGCUCUCCAGCCCUUGAGCCAAAGCAGAACACUUACAUGUUUGGACACCUGAGGUGCCACUUCAUACGUAAACUUAUGCCUUUUGAACUACUUUUGUAUAACAAACUGACAUUUGCCUUUGGUUUUGCAGUCUGUUUUAGCUGCCAAAAUCGCUCCUUUUUCCUUUGUAUAGUGAGCUCUGACACUGUAAUAAACGACCACAGAUAUACACCCAUUCACGCCAACAGUUUCCAGUAAGGAGGAGGAACAAGAGGCCUCUUGGGUUAUGUUCGCCCCUCUUCCUGACUGAAAAGAAAAAAAAAAAACUUCUUUGCUUUUCCCUGAGGACAACCUGGUGUCAUCAGACUGUGGGGUCUUUAAAGUAUUUAUAUUUUAUCACAGAUGGAGCAAAAUGAACUCCCGCUAUCUGCCAAGCCGCUCCGAACACUGGAAUUGGGACAGACAGAUCUUUGUGUUCAAAAUGAGUUGUAUGAAAAAAAGACUUACUGCUUUUGAAAUCUCCUGUGCCCAACCUUGAUUGUAGCAAGUGGAGCACAAAUUUAGAGCUUUGUGCUUUGGUCUUGUACUUUUCUUUUUUUCUUUUUUUUUUGACUUUUAACUAUGGGGCUAGGAUAGAAGGGAUCGUCACUCAUGUCUUGCUAUGUGGAACUCUGUAUAGGGUUUACUAUUAUCAUUUUUAAUAACCUGUUGUUAUGUGACAAUCCCUUUAAUGUUUUGUUUGAAAAGAAAAAAAAAUCCAAAAAAAGAUAAACAUUGGUGUUCAACUGAAGCUACAGUAGCGUUUGUUACACAAACACAAAAAUAAAAAAAUAUAUGCCAAAAUAUAUUUUAUAAAUAAUUUAAAAUGUAUAAUGAGAAUAUUUAAUGCUGUGUAGUUCUUUUAUGAGUAAGUUAUACUUGAAAUUAACUUGCUUUUGUUCAUUUGUCUUUCAAUUUUAUAUUGAACAUUUAUUUUAUUUUUAUUUUUAUUUUUUCAGAAUUUUAAUUGGAAUAAUUUUUGUUUACUGUGAUCCCUGGCAACCGUUGACUUGCAGUCUACCUUGUUGUAAAGAGUUUCUUAUUGGUCAGUUCUUGUGCCAUCCAGUUUCUGUGUGGGCUACUAGAAAAAGUUUUAAAAAAGACAAAAAAAAAUACACAAAAAAGCAAUUUCAGCACCAACAUUAGUGUAUCAGUUCAACAAGCUUAGAGUGAGAUAGCGAAAGAAACCAAAAAAAAAGAUGUUAACAAAAUKUUCCAACUGCAAGAUGUUGCUUAAUCUUUGUAUCUCAGGAGGAGAAAGGACAGCUUCCAGUGUUCCUUAGCCUACAACAGGUUCCCACAAACAAGUCGACGUUCCUAUCGGACUUGAGUUUAAAUUYGCUUUUUCUUCAGCUACAACUGAGGGCACUCAGACAUGCAGACUAGCUUUGCUCAGCACUGCUGUCAUCGGGUGCCAUCUGUGUUCAGCUGAUCUCCAAAACAAGGCUAAGACCACGGUGGUAGAAGCAGGGCUCUCCCCUCCUACAAGCGCCACACAACAGAAUGGGUGGAAUCAUGUUUGAACAGACCUAAGGUCUUCAAAGAACCAUGUUGCACAUCGGCACUGGGGUUUGAUGUUGCUUUGCAGUGAACAGUUUGUACAAUGUGGAAAUAUAUGAAUGGAAAUGGACAGAUUGCAUACAACAAACUAGAUUUUGUAGCUGAAUGUUUUGCUGGUCUCACCCAUGGCUUCUGGCAACAUAAAAAUUGGAAUAAUCACUGAAUGUAUACAGCAGCUUAUAAUUAAACUAUUAAAUGUUUUCCUCAUU
Messenger RNA from Austrofundulus limnaeus, 6614 nucleotides. RefSeq names its product protocadherin 19 (gene pcdh19). The transcript has 5 exons. Gene Ontology annotation, cellular component: plasma membrane. Gene Ontology annotation, molecular function: calcium ion binding. NCBI's taxonomy places the organism in Eukaryota, Metazoa, Chordata, Actinopteri, Cyprinodontiformes, Rivulidae. The record is from RefSeq and is a predicted model, not a curated record. The coding region runs from base 1210 to 4491 and encodes 1093 amino acids. Gene Ontology annotation, biological process: homophilic cell-cell adhesion.